Parnassius apollo (apollo) is the source of this 429-nucleotide messenger RNA. The record is from the annotation of a GenBank genome assembly. Lineage: Eukaryota; Metazoa; Arthropoda; Insecta; Lepidoptera; Papilionidae.
AUGAAAACAGGACGAUCAAAGCUUAUGUUAAAACUUGUGGAAGAAACAAGCAAAAAUUCGAAAAGUACGGGUUUUACUCAUGAUGAGCGCAUGGAUGAGGAGGACUGCAUACCAGGGACUCCAGAAUGCCAUUCGCCAUUACCUCCAGGAGCACGCAACGUAAUAGAAGAGAUGAACGGAACAAGCGAAAUCAUAAAAUCAACAAAUGAAAAUAUGGACCCGAACAUACCAUCAUCUACUUGUGUUCUUGAAGAAGAUCCUUUUAUGGCCAUGUAUGAAAAUGCAUCCUCAUCAUAUUUACUCGCGUCAGAAAAUCAGCAUGGUGUCGUGUCCCUCUUAAAUAUCACCUCAGAUCUAACCCCCUUUAAAUACUUCUACCCUGAUAUCAGACCUGUCACCUUUCCCGCAACCGAUUACCCCGACUGUUGA